AUGAAAUUCACAAUUGCAUUCGUGCUGUUCGCGCUGGUGUGUGCCGUGUACGCCCAGACCGAUGCCGCCAAGGAUGCGGCGGAUAAGGUGAAGGACAAGGUCGCCGUCCCGGAUGCACCCAAGCUGGAUAAGGAUGCCGUCACCACCCCCGACCCCAAGGACGCCACCAAGAAGGUGGAAGAGGCGGCCGGCAAGGCGAAAGAUCAGGCCGCCGAAAUCGGCAAGAAGCUCACCGACACCUUCAAGCUGUAA
This is a messenger RNA of Anopheles marshallii, 252 nucleotides long. RefSeq lists its product as uncharacterized. Lineage: Eukaryota; Metazoa; Arthropoda; Insecta; Diptera; Culicidae. The record is from RefSeq and is a predicted model, not a curated record. The coding region runs from base 1 to 252 and encodes 83 amino acids. The transcript has a single exon.